Messenger RNA from Salvia miltiorrhiza (redroot sage), 1994 nucleotides. RefSeq lists its product as uncharacterized. The record is from RefSeq and is a predicted model, not a curated record. NCBI's taxonomy places the organism in Eukaryota, Viridiplantae, Streptophyta, Magnoliopsida, Lamiales, Lamiaceae. The transcript has a single exon. Bases 181 to 1932 code for a protein of 583 amino acids.
UUUCAACAUAAUCAUUUGGCUGUCCUAUUCCACAAAUAAAUUGAGAGUUGAAAACUUUGUUUAUAUAAAAGGUUUUUUCACACUUGUCUUAACAUGUAAGCAUCAUAGGUAUAUAAAAACAACAAAAUACAAUUUGAAGGCAAGUGACUUGAAUUUCACAAAAAUCAUCAGUAAGAAAAUAUGCAUUCACCUCGUUUGAAAAAGGCCACUCAAGUAUGUUUUCAGGGUUGUUGUCCGAAUCCCACCGUGAGAGGGCCGCUGCCAGAGGCGGAGCAGCCCAUUGCAAAGACAAGCAGCACGUCGGCUGCUUGUCGUCGCAACUUUGCAGCAACAACUGCAUCUUCCCUUUUCCCGUCUACCAACUUCACCAACCAUGAGUCCAUCCCUUCUCUGCAAGAAUCGUUUGUUCAGUUCAUCAAAGCUUAUCCCAAGUACUCCGACACUGCUCCGGUUGAUCAAAUCCGAGCUCGUGAAUACGGCCACCUCGAACUCUCCAACCAUGUUUCCCUUGAUUACAUUGGUGUUGGCCUUUUCUCACAAUCACAGGUGAUGUCUCAGUACAGAUCCGCCAUUUCUGCUCCAACCUCGUCUCCUCCAGCGUCCGAUUUCCCAUUGUUCGGCAUAAACUUCAAGUCAGUGAGCCUCAAGUCGCAGCUGCUUCACGGCGGAGAAGGGUCAGAACUGGAAUCCGCCAUCAAGAAAAGGAUCAUGGAUUUUUUAAACAUCUCACAAAAUGAUUAUGCUAUGGUGUUCACAGUGAACAGAUCAGCUGCUUUCAAACUUGUGGCAGAGUCUUACCCUUACCAAUCCAGCCGCAAACUGCUGACAGUGUACGACCACGAGAGCGAGGCAUUGAGCUCCAUGAUCAACACAUCGGGGAAGAGAGGGGCCCGCGUCAUGGCAGCCGAGUUCAAGUGGCCAAGAUUGAGGAUUCACUCUGCCAAACUGAGGAAGAUGAUCAUGAGAAAGAAGAAGAAGAAGAAACACAGAGGGCUGUUUGUGUUUCCUCUUCAAUCAAGAAUGAGUGGAGCCAGUUACUCAUACCAAUGGAUGACCUUGGCGCAGGAACACGGCUGGCACGUCCUGCUCGACGCCUGUGCAUUAGGGCCGAAAGACAUGGACAGCUUCGGCCUCUCCCUCUUCCACCCCGACUUCCUCAUUUGCUCCUUCUACAAAGUGUUCGGAGAAAACCCCACUGGAUUUGGAUGCCUCUUUGUCAAGAAAUCUGUUGUGCCGGUUCUGGAAGCUUCUGCAGGUGCAGGAAUUGUGUCGAUCACACCAGCAAAGAACUUGCUCCCCUUCCCUGAGGAUUCUUCAGGUACGGACACAGAACUCGAACAGAUUGGGAUAAAGCAAGAAGCUGCAACAGAGGAAAAGACAGAGAAAGAUAUUGCUCCAUUAUCAAACAUCGAAUGCAGAUGCUUGGAUCAUGUGGAUUCAUUAGGAUUGACAGUGAUCAGCAGCAGAAGCAGGUACCUGAUCAACUGGCUGGUGACGGCAGUGAUGAAGCUCCAGCAUCCAAACAGACUCGACAACUUCCCUCUCGUCACAAUCUACGGGCCGAGGGGGAAAUUUGACCGCGCGGCUGCAUUGGCCUUCAACAUAUGCGACUGGAAACGCGAGACGGUGGAGCCUGCUCUCGUGCAGAAGCUAGCUGAUAGGAAUCACAUAUCGCUCGGCAAUGGAAUGCUGCACCAUGUUUGGUUCGCAGACAAGGCCGACGAGGAGAAGCACAAGUUCUGCAGAGCAAAGGAGAAAGGCGGAAAUGCUCAUCACAGAAUCAAUGUGGUUACUGCAGCGCUUACUUUCUUGGCCAAUUUUGAAGAUGUUUAUAGGCUCUGGGCUUUCAUAGCUCAGUUCCUCGACGCCGACUUCGUCGAGAAGGAGAGAUGGAGAUACACCGCCCUCAAUCAAAAAACCAUUGAAGUGUAGGCCCAAACUCUAAUUCAUUCACAAAUUUCUCUUCAAUUCAAAUUCCUCCUUGUGAUUUUCAA